This is a messenger RNA of Melopsittacus undulatus (budgerigar), 5924 nucleotides long. RefSeq names its product zinc finger and BTB domain containing 11 (gene ZBTB11). The coding region runs from base 461 to 3583 and encodes 1040 amino acids. The record is from RefSeq and is a predicted model, not a curated record. Gene Ontology annotation, biological process: regulation of transcription by RNA polymerase II. Gene Ontology annotation, cellular component: nucleus. The transcript is spliced from 11 exons. NCBI's taxonomy places the organism in Eukaryota, Metazoa, Chordata, Aves, Psittaciformes, Psittaculidae. Gene Ontology annotation, molecular function: DNA-binding transcription factor activity, RNA polymerase II-specific; protein binding.
AGCAGCCAUUUUGUCUUUCCGUUGCUGCUGCUGUCCGGGCUUCUCGCUCCCACCCGCCGCCGCUGGCUGCGAAACUCCAGUUCCUCCCCGGGCCCGGCUCCCGCCGGACCAGCCUCCCUGCGCCUGGGCGAGGGGCCGGCGUAGGCACAGGACGCCUCGAUCCUCCGUUCCCCCGGCAGCGCAUGCUCUUCCCUGCCUCGGGAGACGACCCCGCAGCCCCGCGGAACCCCUACGAGCGCCGGCGGUUUACCCCCUCCACGGGCCCCCCGCUUGUGACUGACACGGGCGCGCCCUGUCCCGCGCGGAGACGCUGCCCCGCAGCCACCUCCGCCCUGGGGGCGAGUGCCUGACCCUCCUGCCACCCGCCGAGAGCGCCUUGCCCUUGCCAGGCGGUCAGCGGGAAAACCGGCGCUGAGGCUGACCCUUUCACUCCCCCGUCCCCGUCUCCCCCUGCCCCGCCAUGUCCAGCGAGGAGAGCUACCUGGCCAUACUCCGGUACCUGACCAAUGAACGGGAACCGUACGCGCCGGGUACGGAGGGCAACGCCAAGCGCAAGAUCCGUAAGGCAGCUGCCUGCUACGUGGUGCGCGGCGGGACCUUGUACUACCAGCGGCGGCAGCGGGACCAGCAGCGCUUCGCCGAGUUGGAGGUGGUGCUGCAGGCCGAGCGCCGCGCCCGCCUCAUCCGCGCCGCGCACCUGGCGCCCGACGGCUCCCACCGCACCCGCCUGCAGACCUGGCAGGGGCUCUCGCAGAAGUACUGGUGGCGAGGUAUUCUUAAGCAGGUUAAAGAUUACAUUAAAGAAUGCAGCAAGUGCCAGGAAAGGCUAGAUCGGUCUAGAUCUCUGUCAGAUCCUUCUGAAAUGCUGGAGGAACUAGGACUGGAUGCAAAAUCUCAGGAAGACAGUAAUGAAACAGAUGAUGAAUUGAGUAAUGUGGUGUCAAUUCCAGCUGCAUCCCCAAAACCUGUGAAGAAGAAGCCAAUAGCAAAGCAUGAACUUGUAUUUGUUGACAGUAAGGGCCUUGUGAAGCAGUCAUCUUCCAGACAUUGUCUGUCAGUCUUAAACCAACUGAAUCAGCAGAGGCUUUCCAAUCAGUUCUGUGAUGUGACUCUGCUGAUUGAAGGAGAGGAGUACAAAGCUCACAAAUCUGUGUUGGCAGCCAGCAGCGAGUACUUCCGAGAGCUCUUCAUUGAAAAGGGAGCUGUCACUAGUCAUGAAGCUGUAGUGGAUCUGUCAGGGUUCUGCAAGUCCAGUUUCCUGCCUCUUUUGGAAUUUGCUUAUACUUCAGAACUAACCUUUGACUUCUGUAGUAUGGCAGAAGUCGCCAUGCUUGCCCGGCACCUCUUCAUGUCAGAAGUCCUUGAAAUCUGUGAAAACGUGCACAAACAGAUGGAAGAGAAGCAAAUUACAGUGUACCAAAAGGGAGAUAUUCAAACAGUAGAGUCAGUGCAAAAUUUAGCAGAGCACACUGAAGUUGAGAUGCAGCCUAUGGACGGUGCUGAGCAGCCUGGGCUCGCAGUCAGUGAAGUGCCAGUAGCAGUGAACAGAGCUUCUUCCUCUGCUGGGACAGAGGAGGCAGCAGCAUCGCAGCCUGACCUCCUGCCCCCAGAGCCUGCAAAGGUCACUCUGAAUGAUCUUCCAAAGCCUAUGGAGCAGUGUGAAACAACUGAAAAUUAUGUCAAGAUACAGCUGCUGAAGAGCAUUGCGAAUAGCACUGUGUCUGUUGUAGAGGCAGAGCCAUUGGCUGCGGAAGUCGUGGACACACAGAGUCAAAUGGAAAUUGAGACUGAUCAAAAUGAAAGUGGUAAAGCAAAUGUGGACACGGCUUCUGAAGACUCCUCAGAAACACUCAAGCAGACAUGUGGCAGUCAAAGUAAAGAACAGAGCAUUUCAGAUUUACAACCAGAAAGCCAAGAUGAUACUUACAAAAGCAGGCUACGUCAGCGUUCUGUUAGUGAAGGGGGCUAUAUCAGAUUGCAUAAAGGAAUUGAAAAGAAACUCCAAAAUAGAAAGGCAAACACUAAAUCUGCAAUACAGCAGGUUGCCAUGAAGCUGGUACAAAGAGGGAAAAAAAUGAAGCAGCCCAAAAGAGACACUGUGGAAAACAAUGAAGUAGAAGCUCAGCACAGAUGCUCAGAGUGUGGAAUGGUGUUCCAGCGACGCUAUGCACUUAUAAUGCACACACUGAAACAUGAAAGAUCUAAAGAUUAUAAAUGUCCAUUGUGCAAGAAAGAAUUCCAGUACGGUGCCUCACUGCGAGCACACCUUGUCCGGCACACUCGGAAGACUGAAGUGAACACUGCAGCUUCCAGUGUGGAAGAGACAGGCGCGUCCUCUGUGAAAGGGAGAACUAAACGGGAGUUUAUAUGUGAUAUAUGUGGGAGAACUCUACCUAAGCUCUAUUCUCUCAGAAUACAUAUGCUCAAACAUACAGGUGUAAAACCACAUGCAUGCAAGGUUUGCGGAAAGACCUUUACAUAUAAGCACGGAUUAAAAAUGCACUUGGCUCUCCAUGAAGUACAGAAACAGUUCAAGUGUGACUUGUGUGAAAAGUCUUUCGUCACAAAAAGAAGUCUUCAGGAGCACAUGAGCAUUCAUACAGGUGAAUCCAAGUAUCUUUGCUCCAUCUGUGGAAAAUCUUUCCACAGGGCAUCAGGACUCAGUAAACAUAUAAAGAAGCACCAGCCAAAGCCUGAAGUUCGUGGAUAUCAGUGCACUCAGUGUGAAAAGAGUUUCUAUGAAGCUCGAGAUCUUCGGCAGCAUAUGAACAAACAUUUAGGUGUGAAGCCAUUUCAGUGCCAGUUCUGUGGAAAAUGUUACAGCUGGAAGAAAGACUGGUAUUCUCAUGUCAAAUCUCAUUCUGUCACAGACCCUUAUAGGUGUAGUAUAUGUGGUAAGGAAUUUUAUGAGAAAGCUUUGUACAGAAGACAUGUAAAGAAAGCCACACAUGGUAAAAAAGGAAGAGCAAAACAAAAUCUGGAACGAGUUUGUGAGCAUUGUGGAAGAAAAUUCACGCAGCUCCGGGAAUAUAGGAGACACAUGAAUAAUCAUGAAGGUGUGAAGCCAUUUGAAUGUCUCACCUGUGGAGUAGCCUGGGCAGAUGCGCGUUCGCUGAAGCGCCAUGUGAGGACACAUACUGGGGAGCGACCAUAUGUCUGCCCAGUGUGCAAUGAAGCUUACAUAGAUGCCCGGACGCUACGGAAGCACAUGACCAAGUUUCACAGGGACUACGUACCCUGCAAAAUCAUGCUGGAAAAAGAUACUCUUCAGUUUCAUAACCAGGGGACACAGGUGGAGCACGCCAUCAGCAUUUUGGCAGCAGACAUGCAGGAACGAGAAACUGAGAUCAGUGUUGGUGGUAGUGAGAUUGAGACUGUGGUAGUGACAGGAGAGACACUUGAAGCCAUUGAAGCAGUUGCAGCUACUGAGGAAUGUACAUCAGUCUCUACUCUUUCUGACCAAAGCAUCAUGCAGGUGGUAAAUUAUGUACUAGCACAACAGCAAGGACAGAAAAUUGCUGAAGCAAUGCAGGGCAUCGAAACUGUAGAAGUAGAAGUGGCCCAUGUUACAAAGACAGACUGAAUAUAGUGUUCAGGAGAGCAACAAGGGUGAGAUCUUAUGAUCUGUGAGAGCCAAGUAUUUAGCUGGUUAUCCGAGGCUUACCAUGAGGCUUGUUUUCAAACGGUUAAUCCCCAGUGCUGAACGUCUUGGUGGUGAAAUACUGCACCAUAUACUACAGGGAAAAUGUUAAGAUGCUUCAGUUUGAGCCAAGGCUCUGAAGGGUAGGAUUUCUGCACUGGCUGUAAGUAUGAAAAUAAAAAUAACGUUUUCUGUGUCAUGGAGUACUUAUCAUGCUGAAACUUUUAAAAAAUGAAAAAACAUUAAAAGAGCCUGCGCUAAAUAUUAGAAAUACACAGUUACUGGUGGCUUUUUUCUACUUCUGUUUUUACGUGCAUUUCAUCAAGCUUGUGAGCAUACUGCCUGUAUUGGAGGCUGUCUGUUUACUCCCCAAGACACGGGGAUGGCAGAAUGCUUCAUAUAGUGUGAGCUUCAUGCAACAUACAGAAAAUCCAAGGCUUUCCUUUGGGUAGAUGCACCAGUGGCAGUGUGAAUCCCAGUUUUAAAGAACUUAUUUAAAUUCCAGGUUGUGGGUGGCAGGUCCAAGGUUCAGUAUGAUGUUUUGCAUAUAAUGGGCAGGGGUCUGUUGAAGCCUGAGGAAGUGGUUUUCUGGGACAGACUCUGAGUUUCCAUUGACCAGAGGACAGCCCGCUGCAGCGACACUGCUUAGAGAAGUGAACUGCUUUUUAUUUGUGAGGGAGGUGCUUACACUUCAGCCUCUGUACAUAACCAUGUUCAGUUUAAUGACACCUGGUUGCAUAAACAAAAUCAUCACCUGCAUUGUUGUAGGUAUCCAGAGGAUACAAUCUAAUGAUGGAUGUUUCUUAUUUUGCAUUAUAUUUAACAUAGAGACUCUCAAAAAGGUCUAAUGGUUCCUACCUGGACUUCUUUGGUAUAUUUAUAUUCACAUCUUGUAUUGAAAGGAGGAGCCCUGCUAAUUCCCAAAUGGAACAUGUAGCAAUAUCAGGAUAGAGAACUAUGAAAAUGCUAAUAUGGAAUAAAAAUCAAAUUUGUCUCAAAAUUACCAGUGUCCAGAAGAUCUUAUUGCUGCUUGGGUGUUUAAGCAAGCAGCAUAUGUCAGGGUAACUGAAGGUGCUACGCACAUGAACAAACAAGUGUAUUUUUUAACUUGUUCUCAGUCUAUAGUAUUAUCAGAUGUUAUGCAACUCUGACAGCAGCAAGGUACCCAAGGAGCCAGAAGCCUGUGAUACUGGAAGAUGAACAUGCAUAUAACUGUUCUACCCAUGAAAUGGAUCCACUACCAAAAGUAAAGCAAACCCUAUGAGGAAGCAACCACCUCAUUUGAAUUAGUAUUUCUAUCUUUCAUCUUACGUAACUAUUUCAGUACCUGUCUACUAAGUUAUGGAAUGGAGUGUACUUUUUAUACUUUGCAAGCAUGUAGAUAAGCAGUUGUUGAAAACUUUUUAAGCAAUAUGCAGCUGGAGUUCCUAUCUGGAAUCCAAAUUAAUCUGUAGAUGACCAUUUCAAAGGUCGCGGUCUUCCUGCAGAGUAAUUAUUUAUGCAUCCUGCAGCCCUUGACAAUUGUGUUCUUUUCUGAUUACCCAAUGGAGCAAAAUGAAAUUAUUACUUUAAUAAUAAAAUACAAAUACUGCUAUCUCUGACUCUUGAAUUUUUGCAUGCACAAGAAUCUGGAGACAGCCACCCUGCUUAAACUACUGCCAUUAUCAUGAAAACAUUUAAAAGAGCAGUAGGUAAAUUUCAAAGUUUACUUCAGUGUUUGUAUCUUACAAAUAAUUAUGUAUUACUGAAGUGAGGAAAUGUUCAAGGAAAAAUAGCUGUAAAUAGUGCUGGAAUGUUAUCUAUCUGUGUAUUUACUGUGUUCCUUAAAGAAAGGAAUAUUACUGGCACCUUAAUGGAAUCUUUGGUGCAUUUAUCUAUUUGCCCAACCUGUGGAAGAAGCUGAAGGGAGUCUGAAUUUCAUAACCUUGUUCACGUACUGUAAAAAAGCUUUUUUAACUGAUGUGAUGGCCUGCCAUUUGACAACUAUAAUAACAAUAACUAACCAAACAAAUCACAACUAAUCUUGUUUCCUAAGCAAGACUCAGCCAGGAAUAUCAAAGCAGACUUGUGGCACCCCUUUCCUAGCACAGUGUGCCUUACCCUUUCAGAACAGCAUGAGGUAAGUAGGGAGUGUCACUCUUCUCUUUGCUGUUCCUGUCUGUCUGAAGUUGCCUUAUGUUUUCCUUUGAACUUCAGCUCAUAAAUUAAGAUGUUCACUACUCUUCUGCAAUCUCUCUGAAGUCAGGCUGCAAAUAUGCAAUUAAUAUUAUUUAAUUUUAUUUUU